This is a messenger RNA of Aspergillus bombycis, 1113 nucleotides long. RefSeq names its product putative short-chain dehydrogenase/reductase family protein. The transcript has 3 exons. Bases 1 to 1113 code for a protein of 370 amino acids. Lineage: Eukaryota; Fungi; Ascomycota; Eurotiomycetes; Eurotiales; Aspergillaceae. The record is from RefSeq and is a predicted model, not a curated record.
AUGCUAUAUAAUCCUCCAGCAGCUGCGGGAUUGGAAGAGAAUCCAAGAGUGAAACUCAACAAUAUCUUCACCUCCCAUAGUUGUCCUAUCCUAAAGAACACCACCCCCCUUCAGCCAUUUUACAAUCAUGUCUGCCAAUAUUCCAACUCACGUCGAGGUCUUCCCCUCCUGGUCACGCCCGAGACUUGUGCAGGGAGGACCUACGUAGUGACCGGCGCCAACAGUGGACUGGGUUUGGAAGCAGCCCGGCACCUGGUUAAUGCUGGUGCUAGAAAGGUAAUCCUUGCGGUGCGCAAUCUUACCGCCGGCGAGAAAGCCAAAGACGAUAUCGAAACAUGCACUGGAAAGACUGGUGUGGCUGAGGUUUGGUUGCUUGAUCUUGCUAGUUAUGACUCUGUCAAGGCGUUUGCACAGAGGGUGACAACAGAGCUUGAUCGAAUUGAUGCGGUCAUUGAGAAUGCGGGUGUGGCAUUGUCGCAGCGCUUGGAGGCAGAGGGCCAUAUCUUACCGGUCACUGUUAAUGUGCUCAGCACGCUUCUCCUUGGAGUGCUUAUCUUUCCCAAGCUCAGAGACAGUGCUCAGCGCUACGGGACCAUGCCUCACCUGGUCUUCGUUACCAGUGUUACUGGGUUUGAUUGUCACGAAGCAUGGAGGGAUAUUCAUGAUGAACCACUGGCCAAGAUGCAUUCUGAAGACAUGAAUAUGAUGCAGCUAUACCCGCUUACCAAACUCAUGCUCACUAUCGCGGUUCGUCAUCUGGCAACCUUGACCCCUGUGGACCGUACGGGUGUUGUCAUGAACUUAGUCUGUCCCGGACUGUGUAAGACCGAUAUAGGACGUAAUGCACCAGCUGAAGUGCAAGAAAGCGUUGCCAAUUUCGUUGCUCAGUGUGGGCGGACUGCGGAGGACGGUAGCCGCACACUCCUUCAUGGAGCUGUGGCAGGUAGAGAGAGUCACGGCCGCUUUCUUCAGUCUUGUGAAAGUGGAGAGAAUAUAGUACCUCAUUGGGUGAAAAAUGAAGAAGGGAGAAAAUGGCAGAGAUACAGCUGGGAAGAUAUCGCUAAAGAGCUGGAGUUUGUGUGUCCUGGGUGUAUCCAGGAAAUCAUAAAUUAA